AAACGAGUGACCACCUGCUCCUCUGGCGUCAGCAGCAUCAUCCGCAGGCGGCGGCACGAUGGCGAUCGAUACGGCAGGAAAAUGAUCCAAGUGGGAGAUUUUUUUGGGUAAAGCUCGACAUGAAUUGGAAGAGAAAAACGAGCUCUACGCUGAAUGACUCGGCGUUACACGAACGCGGAAUAUAUGAUCAAACAUGCAACGUGAAGAUCUCCGAGUGCCCGUCCACCUGGGAGAAGCACACCUGAGACCUGGACGUCGGCUUGACCUCGACACAUCUUUCACGCUCUCCUACAACUAGGAACCAGAGGAGGCAGCCAUAACGAUAGACGUGUCCUUUUGUGUCCUGACCUGAGGAUGCCUCUGUGACUCGUCCCAUGUUGCAUCAGCGCCUGAGCUUCUGCUGAGUCAGCAGGGGGGGGACGGCGACAUCAUGGGUGUGUAUGCUCAAGUGUGUACUUCUUGUCAUGUGUGAAGCAUUACAAGGACUGCGCGUUAAGAGGAUGUUGCUAUGGAAGACCAACUUCUGGAAGAAAACUCAACGUUCCCUCUAAAACGGUAAAAGAAAUCAUGUAGAAAUUCCUGCUGGCUGAUAUCCAGAGAUAAAAGCAGAUAAAAGCCUGCUGGAGGAGUGUGUCUUCAUGGAUCCAGACAGAGCGGAGAGUCCCCCGUCAGACGCCCCUACACCCGUCGUCUCAGUCACUCUGCGUGUGACCCUGGCUGCCAUAAUGAUCUUCAUGAUCACCAUCGGUUUCCUCGGCAACGCCAUAGUGUGUCUGAUCGUGUACCAGAAGCCCGCCAUGCGCUCCGCCAUCAACCUCCUCCUCGCCACGCUAGCCUUCUCGGACAUCAUGCUCUCGCUCCUCUGCAUGCCGUUCACCGCCGUCACGGUGGUGACGGCCGACUGGAGCUUCGGCAGCGAGUUCUGCCGGGCGUCCAUCAUGCUGUACUGGCUGUUUGUGUUGGAGGGCGUGUCCAUACUGCUCAUAAUCAGCGUGGACCGCUUCCUCAUCAUCGUGCAGCGGCAGGACAAGCUGACCCCGCACAGAGCCAAGCUGUUGAUCGCGGGUUCUUGGGUGCUGAGCUUGUGCAUGUCUCUGCCUUCUGUGGUCGGGUGGAGGACGGACGUGGCAGGGGUCAGGGGUUCCUGGGCGCCGCAGUGCGUGCUGGGUUACAGCGACUCUCUUGCGGACCGUGUGUACACAGUGCUGCUGGCGGUCGCCGUGUUCUUUGUACCGUUCGGCGUCAUGCUGUACUCCUACAUGUGCAUCUUGAUCACGGUGCGCCGCAACACCCUGCGCAUCCACAACCACACCAGCGAGCACUCCUGCCUGCCCGCCCUCAACCAGGUCAGCAAAAUUAGUCUCACCGGGCUGCAGAAGCCGCCUCAGAUCAAGGUGGACAUGAGCUUCAAGACGCGAGCGUUCACCACCAUCCUCAUGCUCUUCGUGGGCUUCUCGGUGUGUUGGCUGCCGCACACCGUGGUCAGCCUGCUCGCCGUGUUCAGCCGGCGGUUCUACUACAGCUCCAUCUUCUACCCGGUCAGCAUCGGCACUCUGUGGCUCAGCUACCUGAAGACGGUUUUCAACCCGGUGAUCUACUGCUGGAGGAUCAGGAAGUUCAGGGAGGCGUGUCAGGAGUUCAUCCCCAAGAGCUGCAGACUGUGUCCCAGAGUGCCGGGCAGGAGCCACCGGAGAGUGAGGCCCAGUAACAUCUACGUCUGCAGCGAGACGCAGUCAGCGGUGUAAAACGACAAAGAUGCAAAAAAAAAGCCAGCGUCCUUUGUUGCAGCUGAAAACUGUUUUUAACUUUUCUACACAGUAAGCAAUCAGAGGCUACUCAAGUUUACCUUUAAAGAAAACAAACAGGGUUUUAACAUCUUACCACAAGAAUGAAUUUUCUCAGUUGAAGAUGCUCUUGUUGGUUGAACGUCAUCGCCUUCACUUCACAGGGGCGGCUGUGGCUCAGUUGGUCGCCUCUCAACCGGAAGGUCGAGGGUUCGAUCCCCAGCUGGGCAACAUGUCCGAUGUGUCCUUGGGCAAGACACUUAACCCUGAAUUGCUCCCGUUGCUUCAGUGGUGGUGUAUGAAUGGGAUUAGUUACCUCUGAUGGAUGAUACUACAUAGCGAUCACUACCAUCAGUGUGUGAAAGGGUGAGAAUGGGUGGGUGUGACCUGCAGUGUAAAAGCGCUUUGAGUAGUUGGAAGACUAGAAAAGCGCUAUAUAAGCUCAAGUCCAUUUACUUCUAUCAGUCCAUUCUGUUUUUCUCAAUUUUCACAAGAAAGAAAAAUGUUAACAGGGUACAAUGUUUGGCGGGAAUACACGAGUGAAAUGUCUGCUGAAACACAAUGUCGUGAAAUUGUAAUGUUAAAACCAUGAAUGUGAUCAAGCUGUGGAUGUUUACUUGAAUGUGUUAAUGUGUCAUGAAUGACCAAAAGUGGAAAAUAAAUACUGUUUUUAAAA
Labrus mixtus (cuckoo wrasse) is the source of this 2460-nucleotide messenger RNA. RefSeq names its product G protein-coupled receptor 45 (gene gpr45). NCBI's taxonomy places the organism in Eukaryota, Metazoa, Chordata, Actinopteri, Labriformes, Labridae. The record is from RefSeq and is a predicted model, not a curated record. Gene Ontology annotation, molecular function: G protein-coupled receptor activity. The transcript has 3 exons. Gene Ontology annotation, biological process: G protein-coupled receptor signaling pathway. Bases 639 to 1745 code for a protein of 368 amino acids. Gene Ontology annotation, cellular component: membrane.